UUUGCAAAAUUCAAGCGCUUUAGCGACACUGAUUGAUUUCGACAUGGAAAAGUUGACCUACCUGAGUGGGUUUGGGAACGAGUUCUCCACAGAAGAUCCCAGGUGUCCAGGGGCCUUACCUGUCGGACAGAAUAAUCCCCAGAAGUGCGCCUAUGGAUUAUACGCAGAGCAGUUGUCUGGUAGUGCCUUCACAGCCCCCAGAGAAACCAACAAACGAAGCUGGUUAUACAGGAUCCGCCCCUCUGCCCUGCAUCACCCCUUCAAGAAGACCGACCGAGGACUGAUUACACACAACUGGGAUGACAUUCCCCCAAAUCCUAACCAGAUGAGGUGGCAUCCAUUUGAUCUGCCAAAAGGAAAGAAGGAUUUUGUCCAGGGAUUGACAACAAUCUGCGGGGCGGGGGACCCCAAAGGUCGGCAUGGUGUGUGUAUCUAUGUGUACACCUGUAACACCUCCAUGGCAGAAGACAGAUGCAUGUAUAACUCAGAUGGAGACUUUCUUAUAGUUCCACAGCAAGGCCCCCUGCUCAUCACCACAGAGUUUGGUAGAAUGAAAGUCGACCCGAACGAGAUUUGUGUCAUUCAACAAGGCAUGCGGUUCAGUGUGGAUGUGGAGGGGCCCUCUAGGGGGUACGUUCUGGAGGUGUUUGACGGACAUUUCACUCUCCCUUGUCUGGGCCCCAUAGGAGCUAACGGCCUGGCCAACCCCCGGGACUUCCUGACCCCUGUCGCUUGGUUCGAGGACAGGGAGGUCAAACAGUUCACUGUCAUCAGCAAAUACCAAGGACACCUGUUCUCAGCCACACAGACCCACUCUCCGUUUGACGUGGUGGCCUGGCAUGGGAACUACUCACCGUACAAGUACAACCUGAGUCACUUCGUGACGGUCAACACGGUCUCUGUGGAUCACAUGGACCCCUCAAUCUUCACAGUACUAACCUGUCAAUCAACCAAGCCGGGCGUGGCCAUCGCUGACUUUGUUAUAUUUCCUCCACGGUGGGGUGUGGCAGACAAGACAUUCAGACCCCCCUACUACCACAGAAACUGUAUGAGUGAGUUCAUGGGUCUGAUACAUGGGUCGUACGAAGCCAAGGAGGAGGGAUUCCGUCCAGGGGGCGCUACUCUUCACAGCAUGAUGACCCCGCACGGACCAGACGCAGACUGUUUCGAGAAGGCAUCCAACUGUGACCUGAAGCCUCAAAGGGUGGCCGAGGGAACCAUGGCUUUCAUGUUUGAGUCCUCACUCAGCAUGGCGGUGACAAAAUGGGCCAAUGAGAAUAAAGUGGACGAUACUUACUUCAGCUGCUGGCAGCCUCUCAAAAAACACUUCACAGGGAAACGGGGUGAUGAUGAGAUCGAUAAUACAAAUAAUGGUGAUGGUCCUAGCAAAGGGAAAAAGAAGAAGACAAAAUAAAGAAUUCAAGAGGAUGGGAGGAGAGAAGGGGCUCAUGAAGGGAAGAAGAAAAAGACAAAGAAUUCAAGAGGAUGGGAGGAGGGAAGGGGCUCAUGAAGGGAAGAAGAAAAAAACAAAGAAUUCAAGAGGAUGGGAGGAGGGGAGGGGGCUUGUAAAGGGAAGAAGAAGAUGAGAAAGAAGAAGACAAAUUAUACAAAGAAUUCAAGAACAUUGGGGGGGGGGGUUCAGGGAGGGACUGAUGUUGUAUAAACAAUGCGUACAAUCGCUGAAGAACAGUUUCAGUUGAAUAACAAAGUAUAAUGAUCUCAUCACAAGUGUACCUGUGUAUCCCAGAUAUUCCUUGUUCUCUAUCAAAGUCAGAAGUCAUCAUGCAUAUAACCAGUAUUACUGAUGAUCACUGUGCCAUCACUGUGAAUCAGAGACAUAAAUAACACAAAACACGCUAAUGGCGGAGUUGCCAAUCUCUGUUAUUUAUGUCUCUAAUUGUUAUUGAAUCUCAUAAUUAUUUGUUUUGAUUUUUAUGUAUGAACCCUUACUAUUAAACAGUAUCUAUAUAAGAUAAUAACACAUGCUGUGUAAAUACUAUUAUAUACUGAGGAAUCAUUAGAUUUCGAGGUGGCUCAAUUUUUGUGGUAUUCGUGGGAAGCCUUUCCCCGCGAAUUUUACAUCCUCAACGAAAACAAAUUUUUAAAGUGUUAGUUUUCUUCUUGAAAUUGAAAACUGGUGCAUCCACGAAAUUACAUCCCCAUAAAUAAGCAAUAAUCCUACAAUCCACGAAAAUUGACCCC
Messenger RNA from Magallana angulata, 2202 nucleotides. Its product is annotated as homogentisate 1,2-dioxygenase-like. Lineage: Eukaryota; Metazoa; Mollusca; Bivalvia; Ostreida; Ostreidae. Gene Ontology annotation, biological process: L-phenylalanine catabolic process. Bases 44 to 1414 code for a protein of 456 amino acids. The record is from RefSeq and is a predicted model, not a curated record. The transcript has 16 exons. Gene Ontology annotation, molecular function: homogentisate 1,2-dioxygenase activity. Gene Ontology annotation, cellular component: cytoplasm.